AUGAAAUUCUGGCCAGCCUGUAUCCUCCUCUUUUUCUCCUCCCUAAUAAAACCAACACUCUGCUGUUAUACUCAACACACUGCUGUCGUACUCAAGUGUAUCACUCGUGCGGUGUUCUCCGAAGUCCUAUUUUUAGGCACCUCUUCUGGUCCCGCCAUAAAUGCUAAGUAUCUGCAAGUCGUCACUCAAGCCUUAAGGCUUGACCAGAUAAAUGACGGGGAACUUCUUUUUUUGUCGCUGUCAGUUUCCGAUAGAUGCGUCUAUCUACUCUGGGGAAGCUUAGGCAAUUACUUUUCCCUAUUUUUUUUGAGUGUCCUGUAUGGAGCUACUGCAAUCUCAUACGCCGUGAUUCUCGCUGAGUUUAUUAUCUGUGUCCUAUCCAAAAGGAGCAACAAGAAAAGUUUAACCGUGGGUUAA
Dujonia railenensis is the source of this 417-nucleotide messenger RNA. The record is from the annotation of a GenBank genome assembly. NCBI's taxonomy places the organism in Eukaryota, Fungi, Ascomycota, Pichiomycetes, Serinales, Debaryomycetaceae.